CAAUGAAAUCCGCCGGAUACCGCAGUGGAUACAAUAAGUGCGACCCAACUUUCUGGAAAAGCUUAUUACCUAGCCGUUAACGCAUUGUGUGGGACAUCAGAAGAUAUACAUUGUAUGUCGGCUGUUUUUUUGUUUGUUUUUUUUUAAUCGCAGAGCUCACUAUUACGUGGGUUGGACUGCAGUUUCCGCAGAUUCCCCCAAUUUUACUGUUCGGUACAUGUGGUUAACAUCGCCUUCUGCUGGACAGGAGGUCUGACCCUGAAAAGACGAGAAAAUUUCUCACUAAUGAUUUUAAUUUCACAGUACUUUAAAUACAACAUAACUCAUGUAGAAUGGUGAAACUGAAGAUUUGUAGACCACAAGGGGAGAAGACACUAUUCUGACCUUAUUCUCAAUAAUGCAGUUUUGUCUUAAUUGCAUAGAACUAAUGGUAUGACUCGGACCACAAGGUGGUAGAUUGUUUACCAAUCAAGAAUGAAUGAAUGAAUGAAUGUAACUGCAAGACUUUUUCUAAUCCAAAAUGUCUCUAAUCCAUAAAAAUUAUUUGAUUAAUCAGAUUACAUCUAUCCUCAAAUCAAAGUAUUAAGGUCUAUUUUAUGGCAUCCAACGUGACUGCUGUAGCAUUUUGCAUACGGUGUUUAACUUUACAUACAUCUUUUUUACACCACUUGGCAUAAUACAGUCAGCAACACACAAUGUCCUGUAUAUACAUUCUCUUGAAUGACAAAAUAAUCCCUUUUGCAGAGACCUAAAACAUUUUCUAAAGGGAGAGACCAGAUUCUUACACCGUUCAGUUUAGAGCUAUCAAUUAUGUAUGGCGUUUAUUGAAAGCAGUUGGUCCAGUUGCGGGAAAGAUUUGUCAGUUGUUUGCUGUGCGUCAAGCUGAGUAAACCACGGUGCAACCACAAAAAAAAAUGUCAGUCAUUUAUCUGCCUUUCAUAAACUCGGUGUUUCAUGGCACGCUGAACUGCAAUUACCGUACUGACCCGAAUAUAGCUGGGCACAUUUUUCUGGAAAUGACAUUUUAAAAAGCAGGCAUGACGAGCGCCUGUCCAGAGUGUUUGAUGAAGUGAUGGGGCUGGGAGACUUUGCUGACUCCUCUAGGGGCUCUGCCACCUCUUCCAGGAGUGGAGGUCAAGAUGACACAAAAGGAGUAGAUGAAACUUCAAGACAAGGGGAACCGCAACAGGUAGAAGAAGAAGAUAGCACUGGCAGCGGACAAGAAGAAAAGAUGGAUGAGGGGCUGGGAGAGUCAUCUUUUCCCCGCAGCUCCUCCCCCUCCCCUGGCCGACACUCCUCGUUUACCUUGAGAACCAGUGAAGGAGGAGGAGGAGGAAGUGGAGGAGCAGCUUUUGAUGACGCACUGGAUGGCCUACCUUCAUAUGGGCCGGAAGAAGAUGAUGAAGACUGGCACUUUGCGUUGCCAAUGGGUUCCUUGGAAGAUGUCGAUGUGGGUAAAGCAAACAGAAAAAUAAGCCAACCAGAAGAGGGGAACAACUCAAGUAGAGGCAAUCCCUUCGCUCGUGAGCCCAGAGGGGAGGAGGAGGAGCAAGAAAAGGAAGGGAGCACUGGGUCUGCCAACACCUCUCACUCCUCCCAGGACCACACACCUGACAACAGCCAAGAUGAAGGCAUCCUUAACCAGGCAGAGGAGACAGAAGACAGCCAGCAGGGAGAGAGGUCAGAAGCAGCUCCAGUGGAGGACAGUAAUCCCCCAUUGUCACCUAGUAUCAAUAUUAAAGAAGAGCCCAUUGACGAGGGCUACGAUGCUGCUUUACUGCCUCAGAGCUCCAUCAGACAGAUCAAAGAGGAGCUGGAGCAUCAGGAGGAAGAGCUGAGAAUCAGCUCUGUCUACUCUGUAGGAGGAGCAAACACCUUUUCAUCCCCCUCUGUGCCAGCAGGAGUCCCAGUCCCCCCUCCAGCAGCUAUUUUUAUCCCAGGUAGAGGUGCUGUCCUACAAGCUAUGGCUCCCCUUCCUGUCAGACCACCAGCUCCAAUCCCAAAUUCACUUCCAGCUCUGGCACCAGUGCCUCCACGCCCACCUCAGCCCCCUGUUCCUGGUAGUGUUCGCUGCAGUGGCUGCUCUAAGGUUCUGCUGAAAGGCCAAACUGCAUUCCAAAGAAAAGGAUCAACGCAGCUCUUCUGCUCCACAGUCUGUCUGACCGGACAUCUGCCUCCAGCCAACAAGAACAGAUCCUGUUUCCAGUGCAACAGAGAGAUCCUUCAGCCCAGGGACAUGAUCACAAUUCCAGCAGACGACAGCACCUACAUGCACUUUUGUGGCCAGUUCUGUCUGUCUGUCUUUAGACACAAAAAGAAACAUGCUGAGAAGAUCCCUGACAAAUGGGCUGACAAACGACUUGAGAGGAAGCCUGAGAAGCCGCCUGAGAAACCAGUGGAGCGACAGCCUGAAAAACCUUUUUGCAGUGUCUGCAGAGUCACUAAUAGGCAGAUUGAGCAUGAGGUUACCCAUCAAGGUCGCCUGCACAGACUCUGUAGUGAUGCUUGUUUUGUAACAUGGCGCAAGAUGCGUCAGUUAGCCAUGAACUGCUGUGAAGGCUGUGGACUUUAUUGUAAUAGCAACUCAGGCUCCUGUCAGACGCUCACGAUUGAAAGAUCUCAGCUCAACUUCUGUGGUCCUACCUGCAUUGGCACCUACAAACAGAACUGCAGAAAGAUGGUUGAGUGUGCCUGCUGUCACAAGAUGGCGAUAGUGUCUUCCACCAUCAUAGAACGAGACCAAAGGGGCAAAAUUCAACUUUACUGUUCACCUGCUUGUGUGGAACAGAGCCGACCACCCCGACAUACUCUCACUGGUACUCCAUUCCCGUGCUGCCUGUGCAAGGUGUCAGCCGUUCCUCAGUAUCAUCUGGCCAUGGUGGAUGGCACCAUUCGUAACUUCUGCUCCUAUGACUGUGUUUCUAUAUACAGGAAGUCCGGGCACCCCUCUCAGCUGGACCUGACCAACGGAACCUCCUCUCUCAGGGAAACCUCUGUCAGAGAUGCCCCCAAACCAGGGCCCUCUGCCGGAGCCAGCUCAGUCCCACCCAUCCCUCAGGACUACCCAUCUUCAGUCCCCUACCCUGGCCAUCAUCCCAGUCAUACCUCAGUGCCCCCACUGGUGUCUCCCUACCCAGCCAUGUCCUCCCCCUCGGUCCCAGGGCAAGCCCAGGCCAGAGCACCCCCUGGUCAGCCCCUGAAACCAAAAGAGGGCGGGCACAGUGACACGUCCAAACUGACCUGCCAUCAGUGCAGCAAACAGUUCAACACCAAGCCGCUGCUAUUCAGUCACCAAGGGCGUAUUUCUAUGUUCUGCAGUAAGAUGUGCUGUGACCAGUAUAAAACCCAGAAAAAUAUCCUUCUGCUGUGUGAGUGCUGUAAACAGGAGAAGGUCCCCUUUGACAUAAUCAGCUACAACCAACAGGACUUGGUCUUCUGCAGUGAAAGCUGUAAACUGCUCUUCAAACAUGACCUGACCUCUUGUAACAAGGAAUACUCCUGGCGUCCCUGCACCUACUGCUCCGGCAUCAGCCAGAAAAUGCUGCACAGCCACUAUGGAGGCAGGAUUGAGGAGUUCUGUAGACCCCACUGCAUGUCCCAGUACACUGUGCUCUACUAUGGGAUGGGGAGAUGUGACAGUUGUAGGAAACAGGGCUACAUGACGGAGAAGCUGCAAUGUUUGGGUUCAGUCCGUAACUUCUGCAACCUGCCCUGCCUCCUACAGUACUGCUACCAGCAUUUUGAGACAAGUCAACACAGCAGCAGUAAUGGUACUGGAACGGCCCCACAGACACCAUAUGCUCCAACCCAACCCCACCACUCCUCAAAGAUGAAUCCUGUCAUAGCUGAUGUGGUCUCUUUGGCCAGUGGCUCUGCUACUCAGCCAAGUAUGUCAGCAGAUGCUGCUCUGACUGGAGCACUUCCAACCUCAAACGUUGACGGCAAGAACCUCGACCAUGCCAGUACUCAGACUGAUGCCAUGCGUGUGCCUGCGUCUCGUCGGCGUCAAAUGAAGAACAAGUCAGUUCUGUGUCGACCCUUCACUAUGGACCAAGAAAGCAUGUGCCAGCUGCCCACAUCUUCAACUGACUCAGCAGCUACCUCCCCAGCAGGAGAGGAGAAUGUGAAGGUGGUAAUGGUACCAGUCCCAGUACCGGUCUUCAUUCCAGUGCCUAUGAACAUGUACACCCAGCACACACCCGUUCCAAUGGCUGUGCCCAUGCCUGUUCCAGUACCCAUGGUACUACUACCACAGAACAAGGACAUGAAAGAUGCAGCUGUCCAGUCAGAACCUUUGGCUGUGAAGGAAGAAAAUCAGAAUGAUGGGCCCGUUUCCAGUGCAGACCAGAGCAGUUCUGAUAGUGGAGACAUAAAGUCACCGGCUGUCGCACCCAUAAUCCGUGAAGAUGAGGAUACUCAAAAAGCAGUAAAAGCCGACCUGCCUUUUACUGUAAAUUCAGAGAGGAGCGCAGAGUCUACUGAUCUCCAACUUAAUGCCCAGGCAGGGAGCAGGACAACAAGCGAACCACCUACCACCAGUGCCGAGCAUCAGUCUCCCUCCUCUCCAAUGAUGGACUUGGAGACUGACUUCCCAUCAGAAUCAUUGGGUCCGAAGUCCUCUGCUCCACAGCGAGGAGUAAAAAGGCCUAGAGACGGUUACUCCGGCCGGAAACGGGGUCGAAGACGGACUGUUUCAUUGGACCGCAGUGCAGUGGUGACUCCCACCGCCUCCAAACUGAACCACCUGUAUGGGGUUAAAGCCUGGAAGAGCUGGGUCCAACAGCGCAACAGAGAGCCAGGAGAAUCCAAUCUAGUGGAUAUUAAAGAAGACAUCCUUCAAUGUGACUCUGCUGAGCUGAGCUUUGCUCUGUCUCGCUUCAUCAGAGAAGUGAGACGGCCCAAUAGAGAGACCUACAGCCCAGACAGCAUCUUCUACCUCUGUCUGGGAAUACAACAGUAUCUGUUCAUGAAGGGCCGCAUAGAGAACAUCUUUACUGACGAGCUCUACAAUCAGUUUGCCACCGAGAUCACUGGGAUGCUGCGACUCUGGAAGCCUAAAUCGCUACCUAGCGGUGGCCUUGUUUCCUCUCGUGUUGAAGAGUCCUACCUGUGGGACUGUAAGCAGCUGGGCGCUUACUCACCCAUAGUGUUGCUCAACACACUGCUCUUUUUCUGCACCAAAAACUUCCACUUCACUACAUUGGGGCAGCACCAAAGUCUCUCCUUUGUCAACUUUACUGGACGCUCCAAACACUGCAGCCGAGCCGGCAAAGUCCACUACCUCCAGUACCAGAGAAGCAGCUCUGCCACGCCCAGCCGGGAAGACACAGAGCGAUCCAGAAAAAGGCAGGCAGAGAAUGAGGGAGACAUGGAGAUGCUAGAAAAUGUCACCAAUCCUCUACACUGUCCUGUGAGACUCUACGAGUUCUACCUCUCUAGAUGCCCAGAGUCGGUGAAGAAGAGAACUGACUUGUUUUACCUCCAGCCUGAACAGAAUGUGCACACACACAGUUCACACUGGUACACUGCUCAACCAUUAGAGGGAACCACUCUACAGAGCAUGCUCACACGCAUCUUGGCUGUCAGAGAGGUUCACCAGGAACACGAAGCAGCGCAGCACCAGUCCUCAGCCACCACUGCUGAUAAGAGCUUACAGUAAUAUAAAGCCUGUCUGCCUACCCAUGAUCUUCUCUGCACCAGACACUCUCUCUGAUGCCGAACGGUUCACAGUCGAUUCAAACUGUACAUACACCCAUCAGUCAUUUCAGACUGAGGCUGACAGGUCUGUGAGACGGGGGACUUCAUGUACGGACCACCAGGCUUUCACAGAAAGAACAAACCGAGAUUUGAUGAAAUAACAAUCUGUCACAAAGAGAGACAGUUUUAAAGAACUGGGAUUGUGGGAUAAUUGUAUUUAGUUACCUCAGUGGCCAUCUCCUCCUCACAUAAAUGCACAAUGAGUUUACAAACAUCUGAUACUGUCAAAUAUGGAAAAGGGAUGAGUAUUGUUAAUGCAGCAUUUAUCACAUUUAGUGGGUUGAUUUACUACCAGUGAUGGUCAAUGCCAAACCUGUCAGAUGUACUGUUAUAAUAUUAGACUAGUGGGAACAGCAAACUGCUUAUGAAAACAGUCAGAGCUGCUGUAAACAGUGAGAGGGCUUUUUUUUAUAGUUGUUUGCCCCUCUUUACAUCGGCAAUUGCUUACAUGGAGAAUUUUGACUAGUAUAGAGUUUUUAAGGCUGAUCCUGGUAUUUAAGGACUGAACAAAAAAAACACCAAAAACUAAAAGACUGACAUUUUGAGCAGGUUUUGUUAUUAAGUCAUCUGCACAAAACUUGGUAAAAAUGUCACUAGAUUGGGGGGAGCACUUCCUACAGAGUCCCAUUGUAGUAUUGAUAAAUUAAAUAUUAAAUAUGUAGUUUGAAAGAUCUGCAUCAAAUUCAUCACAUUAGAGGUGGAUGACAUUGACUGGCUGACAUCUGACAUUUGAUUAAAAGCCAAUAUGUAAUCUAAUAUGUUGUUAAACCAAUAUAUAUCAGUGUAACCCUUUUUGUAAUGAGAUUCACAGUGCCUCUCAUCUUUUGUUGUUUUAUUUUCGAAUAGUUAUCUGUUAUUGUGCUGUUCCCCUUUUAUAUUCUUCAUCCUCUGUGGCCUUAUUUCCUUCCCAACAACUUUCCCUACUCCCUACGUCUUUCACUCUGUUUGCUCAUGUGCAUUUGCCCCCCUUUUUUCCCUGUGGUAGUAAUGUAUGUAUACCUGUACAGUAUGUCCCCCUUCAUUCCCUUUUAUGGCUCCUUCUUCCUAACAGUUUUAAUGUUCUCCCCUGAGACAUUAUUCCUUUGUUUUGUUUGUUUGUUUUUUCUUCCAUAUGCCUUUGUUCCUUAAUCUGAGGAAAUUGAAUAUGGAGAUUUGAAAAAGCAGCAAACAACUCAAAGUACUAGCAAAGUACUUUUCCUGACUCUAACCCAAACCCUUGAGGGUUGAUGGUUUUCAUUUUCCAUAUAUACAAUAUAAAAAUACUAUGACAUUGUGCCUAACAUGAAACUAAACUAAUAGCCAUCAAUGGCUAUCAGUUCUCUAAGGUCUACUCAUUCCUGUAGACCUUAGAGAAGGCAAUAUAGUCUGAACUUCUUUCUAAUCUGGUAUACAGGCAGUCCUGGUGACUUACUCCAUAGACAAAACUGUGUGUGAUAAACCCUCAAAAUCUGAAGCUCGACCAUGGCACAUUGCAUGUCCAUGAUAUGCUGGUGACAACCAUUUCAUGGAAUUUUGGAUUGUAUCUUGGAUUUUUUGAAAACGAAAAUCUUAAAAUUUCAUGUCAGAAUUCUUAAAAUUAAAAUUAAAUAUCGAAGACAUAUGUUGAUAUGUUGAAAUUUCACAUCAAUAUUAGCAUUUGUUCUUUUUUGUGAUAAUAAACGCUCAUUGUCAUUUUGUAUAUUUUGUCAUAGAGGUCAACAUGCCUUCACUUUCGCCUCAUGGUCACAUUUGAUUUAAAAUCCGUGUUAUAGUGUAAAUGAGUUAUAAGCACUACAAAUCACACCAGCCUGACAUCUCUCCCGUGCUCCAUGCUAAAAAUUUAAGAAUUCACAGUCUUGACUGAUGGUAUCCAUUUGCAUUAUCCAGACAAAGGGUUCUGGAAAUGUUUGUGAAUAUCUUUAAACAACAUACCUUAACACACUGUCACUGCUGCUGGCGCAAAAGAAAUAUUACUGUUCUGAAUAUUGUCGCUGCUGUCUGAAACUCCCGUAGGUGGAUAAAAGAUUGUUUAGUAAGACAAGACCCAAAGACAGUCUGAUGUUUUAUCGUCAUGCACAAAAUGCUGUAUUGCCAUGAAGUAUUAAAAGUUCAUCUUAUUCCUUUUUUUCCUUGGUUGCAAGAUAGAGGAUUUAUAUUGCAAGCAUGAUGGAAAUGAAAUGUGAUGUUGAGAGUGUAAUUGAAGUCUGUGCAGUUUGGAAACAUUGAUUU
Xiphias gladius (swordfish) is the source of this 7965-nucleotide messenger RNA. Its product is annotated as zinc finger MYM-type protein 4. The transcript has 29 exons. NCBI's taxonomy places the organism in Eukaryota, Metazoa, Chordata, Actinopteri, Istiophoriformes, Xiphiidae. Gene Ontology annotation, molecular function: zinc ion binding. Bases 1073 to 5659 code for a protein of 1528 amino acids. The record is from RefSeq and is a predicted model, not a curated record.